UUUUCGCUGAAACCAUUAACGACCAUUGUGAAAAUAGAAAAACAAUUUCUAAUAGAAUUGCCGAAGGAAAAACUUUCACCUCAAAAAAGAAAAAGAAAAAUCAAAGGCGACAUCUCAUCUGCGAAAGCACAAUGGCGACAUUCUGUCGCAAAAUACUGAAAAUAGGCUGUAAGGUUAGAGCCACUCUUUAGGGCUUGGAUUGAUGCUGCUAGUUUCCCUGCUGGUAUUGUGAGCUGGGAGUCAUAGCACUUGCAAAGAUAGUAGUACCAAGAUUUGUCAGUCAAAGGGAAAUCCUGCUUCCCUUUUUCUUCUGAAGGGUGUUCUGGGAAGUGGUGCUGCCUUUAACCGUGUGGGGAUGCACACCCUCCUAAUUGAGCCUCAACUAGAGCCAUCAAGCUAUGUCAUUCCCAUUACCACAGUAUGAUUACUUUAACUUGCCUUCAAGAACCUUUGAUUUUAUCAUGGGUUUGUAGAGUUCCUAGCCCAUGCUGCCUGUCAUGGAACUCCAGUUUGGCAUCGACAUGAGUGUUUGGUGCCUCUUUUUACAGCAUUUUCAGGGUCAGUGGCCAUGGAGCACACUUCAACUGCUGUGAAAAGCAUAAUUAGUGAAGGUUCAAUGAACUCCCAUGAUGAGAAAUUUCAGUCUCCUCAGUGUGUCUGUAAUAAAUCUUGCAUAUUAAGGGUUCAGUUUGGUUCCCCAAGAAGGGAUUUAAAAUGAGUAGUCUUUACGAAAAUGAUGAUUCUGCUUUCAUUGGAGACUCAGACUGCAACUUUGCAGUUGAUAAAGGAGAAAAGGUUCUAGAUCAUGUUGAUGAUAAGUUAGCAAGAAGUGAUGAUUUAAAUGUGGAUCUGAAUCAGCAUGGGAAACUGGGAUCCCCUUCACUGCCUACAGAUUUCACAUGUGACAUUUCAGAAUCUUCUCAUGGAAAUCUACCAGCAGAAUUUGGUCAUGAUGAUGUUAGGAGUACAAAAUUUGAUUCUGAUCAUGAGAGGACUGAGUCUCCACUCAAGAACAACCAUUACCAAGGUGAGAUGGAUGAAUUGCAUGGCAGUAAUUUUCUUAACUCCCCUCAGUUUAAGGCACAAACUUUUCAUAGUGAAAAGGGAACUGAAGAUUCUGCUCAUUCACAGGAGUCUCCUCUGAGAGCACAGGGAAAUCAGGGUGAACAAAUGGAGAGCGAUUGUGUCUAUAACGAAAUAGAAGGGGAAGGCACUGAUGCAGGACAGUUGCUACCUUCUCUGAGGUCACAGGGGUGCAAAAAUGAACUUAAGGAUGGAAAGUCACCAACUGAGAACAGAAAGCCGGACAUGAUCCAUUCUGGUAUGCAAUCGCCAAAGAGAACUCCCAGACAAUCUAGGUCACCUGUGAUUGUAAGAGAGAUGCUAGUUUCACCUGAAAGGUCUUCUGACCUACACUACUCUCCCAAUGGUGAUAAGACAUUGUCUUCUCAACAAGGUUGUCAGGACCCAUCAUAUUCACCUAGAUCCCAAAGGCAGAAACAUUCUUCACCUGAAAGGAAUGGCUUGGUAGAAAGGGUUCCAUCCCAGGAUCAUACGUCUCCUACUAUGAAAACUUCUGUUUCUCCACCAGGGUUCCAGAAAGGGUCCAGGCAUAAGCAUGAUUCUUCUCGGAAGCGCAUAUCUACAUCACCAAAAACCAGCCACUCGCCCCCAAAGCAUCGAAGGCGGGACAGAUCAGUGUCAAGGUCACCCAUUCGGCGAAGGGAUCGCAAGAGAGAUUAUCGUGACAGAUCUCGUUCAAGGUCCCCAUAUUCAAGAGAUCGUUAUAGAUCCCCAAGCAGGAGAAGGUAUUCUCCAAGGCGAAGAUCUUCCCCUCCAGGGUAUCAUUCUCAUCAUCGGUCCCCUAGAAGGAGACCCUGGUCACCGCCUCGUAAUAGGAAAACUGGAGUGGGGUUACCUGGCAGAAACUUAUUUGUUGCAGGUUUUAGCUUUUUGACUACAGAGAGAGAUUUGGAAAGAAAGUUUUCUAGGUUUGGUCAUGUACGAGAUGUUCGUAUUGUUCGAGACAAGAGGUCUGGUGAUUCGCGUGGGUUUGGAUUUUUAUCCCUGGAGAGAGAUGAAGAUGCAGAUGCAGCAAUCAGAGCUCUUGAUGAGACUGAAUGGAAUGGUCGGAUUAUCCUUGUGGAGAAAUCAAAAUCUUCAGGGCCUUGAAGCUUUAUGUACAGGUUUAUGAUUAGGAGUCUAGUUAUCACAUUAUAGUGUUGAAAUCUUGUUCAAGACAGUUGAGUUUUGAAUUUUAUAUCUUUAUCUAUGCUACCACAACAGUGUAGUACCAAUUUUCUGAAGCAGGGUGAUUUCCACCAAAAAGAAAAGAUUUUGUUCUAACCAAAACACGAGUCCUUUAAUGUGUCACUUGGGAGCAAGCAUAUAACCAUUGUGCAUUACUUUUU
Quercus lobata is the source of this 2411-nucleotide messenger RNA. RefSeq names its product serine/arginine-rich splicing factor SR45a-like. The transcript has 5 exons. Gene Ontology annotation, biological process: mRNA splicing, via spliceosome. NCBI's taxonomy places the organism in Eukaryota, Viridiplantae, Streptophyta, Magnoliopsida, Fagales, Fagaceae. The coding region runs from base 715 to 2172 and encodes 485 amino acids. Gene Ontology annotation, cellular component: precatalytic spliceosome; U2-type prespliceosome; U1 snRNP. The record is from RefSeq and is a predicted model, not a curated record. Gene Ontology annotation, molecular function: mRNA binding; U1 snRNA binding.